Molecule: messenger RNA, 1273 nt
Organism: Tigriopus californicus
Lineage: Eukaryota; Metazoa; Arthropoda; Copepoda; Harpacticoida; Harpacticidae
Gene: Urod
Product: uroporphyrinogen decarboxylase-like
Exons: 5
Coding region: 145-1224 (359 amino acids)
Biological process (GO): heme biosynthetic process
Cellular component (GO): cytosol
Molecular function (GO): uroporphyrinogen decarboxylase activity
Source: RefSeq, a predicted model, not a curated record
AGCCACGCCAGGAUUCAAGCCAUGUGUAUGUACUUCUUGGUAGCAGUGCACUCUCCCAACUUUAGAGACGAACUGUAAACUGGCAGCCUUCCAUUUCCACAGGUGGAGCAGAAGAAUUCUACUGCUUUUGGUGAUAUAAGCAAGAUGUCCACGGAGCAGAACUUUCCUGUCCUUCAAAAUGAUCUGAUUCUGCGAGCGGCACGUGGCCAGCCCACGGAGCGUGCUCCAGUAUGGGUGAUGCGGCAGGCCGGACGAUAUUUGCCCGAAUUCCGCAAAAUGCGCGAGAAGCAUGGUUUCUUUGACAUUUGCCAGACCCCGGAACUGGCCUGCGAGAUCACUCUUCAACCCAUUCGGCGAUUUCCCUUGGAUGCGGCCAUCAUUUUCUCGGAUAUACUGGUUGUGCCCCAGGCCUUGGGAAUGGUGGUGGAAAUGAGACCGGGCGAGGGUCCGGUCUUCCCAGAGCCUUUGAAUAUGCCCGAUGACCUGGAUAAACUAUGUAGUAAGGACUCGGUUGAGAAGCUUCAAUACGUGUUUGAUGCUUUGACUUUGACUAGACAUAAAUUGGAGGGCAAAGUGCCGCUUUUGGGAUUCACUGGAGCUCCGUGGACUCUGAUGAGUUACAUGAUUGAAGGCAAAGGCUCUAAGACGCAGGCCAAGGCCAAGAAAUGGCUCUAUCAACACCCGGAAGCUAGUCAGAAACUGCUCCAAAUGAUCACCAAUUUGAAUGUGGAUUAUCUCGUGGGCCAAGUUAAGGCUGGCGCUCAAAUGCUCCAAGUUUUCGAAUCUCAUGGCGAGUUUCUCACCCAAGAGCUCUUUGACAAGUUCAGCCUUCCGUAUCUCACCGCGAUCGUGGAGCAAGUCAAGGGCAAACUCAAGGCCGAUGGGAUCCCCGAGGUCCCAAUGACGGUGUUUGCCAAAGGAGCUCAUUUUGCCUUGGAGCAACUGGCCAGAACUGGUUAUGAUGUCAUUGGCUUGGACUGGACCAUGAAUCCCGAAUCUAGUCGAGCUCGCGUUGGGAACAAUGUGACGCUUCAAGGCAAUUUGGAUCCGUGCGCUUUGUAUGCACCAAAGGAGGAAUUGGCCGAAAAGGUGGCCAAGAUGGCAUUGGCUUUCGGUUCUCAUCGAUGGAUCGCCAAUCUUGGGCACGGCAUCUACCCGGAUGUGGAUCCAGAUCAUAUGGAAGCUUUCGUGGAAGCAGUACAAAAAUUUUCGGUGAAGAAAUAAGAUCUUACAAUAGAUGGAUGAAUAAUAUAUAUUUUUGUUGCACAUUUAA